This is a messenger RNA of Lutra lutra (Eurasian river otter), 2365 nucleotides long. RefSeq names its product haloacid dehalogenase like hydrolase domain containing 2 (gene HDHD2). The transcript is spliced from 8 exons. The record is from RefSeq and is a predicted model, not a curated record. Gene Ontology annotation, biological process: dephosphorylation. The coding region runs from base 316 to 1095 and encodes 259 amino acids. NCBI's taxonomy places the organism in Eukaryota, Metazoa, Chordata, Mammalia, Carnivora, Mustelidae. Gene Ontology annotation, molecular function: phosphatase activity.
GCGAAGUGGGGCUCCGAGCGCUUUUGUGGGGCCGCGGGGCUUCGGGGCAAUGGUGGCGCGGGGCUCUUCGUAGUCCUGGAGCACAUCGCGAUUCUGGUGUGGUAGACAUCCCACGGGACCUGCCCCCUGGACCGUUUUUCGAAGCUGGUGUCCCUUCCGGUGAAACUUGGGCUUACCAAAGGAUCCAGCAACCACACUCCUAGGUAUUUACCCAAAUAAAUAGAAAACUUCUCUUAAGGCAAAAACCUGUGCAUGAAUGCUUAUAACUGCUUUAUUCAGGAUCACUGAAAACCAGACAGACCAAGGGAAUGAAGGAUGGCAGCACGCCGUGCGUUAAAAGCUGUUUUGGUGGAUCUCAAUGGCACACUUCACAUUGAAGAUGCAGCUGUGCCAGGCGCCCAGGAAGCUCUUAAAAGGUUGCGUGGAGCUUCUGUAAUGGUUAGGUUUGUGACCAAUACAACCAAAGAGAGCAAGCAAGACCUACUGGAUAGGUUGAAAAAAUUGGAGUUUGAUAUCUCUGAAGAUGAAAUAUUCACUUCGCUGACUGCAGCCAGAAAUUUAGUAGAGCAGAAGCAGGUUCGACCCAUGCUGCUAGUGGAUGAUCGGGCGCUCCCUGAUUUCAAAGGAAUACAAACAAGUGAUCCCAAUGCUGUGGUCAUAGGAUUGGCACCAGAACAUUUUCAUUAUCAAAUACUGAAUCAAGCAUUCCGCUUACUCCUGGAUGGGGCCCCUCUGAUAGCAAUCCACAAAGCCAGGUAUUACAAGAGGAAAGACGGCCUCGCCCUGGGGCCUGGACCAUUCGUGACAGCUCUGGAGUAUGCCACAGACACCAAAGCCACAGUCGUGGGAAAACCAGAGAAGACGUUCUUUUUGGAAGCAUUGCGGGGCACUUGCUGUGAACCUGAGGAGGCCGUCAUGAUAGGAGAUGAUUGCAGGGAUGAUGUCGGUGGGGCUCAGAAUGUUGGCAUGCUGGGUAUCUUAGUAAAAACUGGGAAAUACCGAGCAGCGGAUGAAGAAAAAAUUAAUCCGCCUCCUUACUUAACUUGCGAGAGCUUCCCUCAUGCCGUGGACCACAUUCUGCAGCAUCUCCUGUGAUCCUUUACAUCAGUCAGAAGCAGCCGGAGACGCAGCUGUUCGUUGUCCGGAACGAAUCCCUCCCCUGGUCCGUGCCAGCCCAGACAGGCACGGAGCAGCACUCCUCUGCUGUGCAGUAAUUAGAAAGAAAGGUAUCGAAUCGCAGGCAGCCACUACGCCUCAUGUAUCUCUUUUGUUUUAUUUUGUAAAAGAAGAUGAGACCCAGAGAAAGGGAAAGCCGAGAUUUUAUGCCAUUCCUCUUAAAAUAUUCAUCAGGCCGGCAGGGCUGGGAGGGAGAGCCUCCUGUGGGGCAUCACGUUCUCUGCUGCCUCCUCACUGGUCCUCCGGGAGGGGGGAGUGUUCCGAGUGUGAAGGAGAUUGAAUGGCAUUUUUUAAAUUAUAAAAUAAUGUUUUGGAAAGUGCAUUUCAGCUGUAGUUUUAAUAUUGAGUUCAACUGUGAAAUCCGUCAGAAGUGCCAAGUGGAGUACAAGUCAAAGCGGCAAAAUAAAUUGUCCUUUAGCCCAAGUGAUCAAGUGAAUUUGCCUUAACGGAUGUUGAAAACUAGAUUAUCUACCGUAUUAUUCCCAGCACGGGUGACUUCUUUUUCUCUUCAUUAGCCAGAGAUGACUAAUUUAAAUUUAGAACCUGAUUUUAAUUUAAAAUAAUAUUUCCAUUAAUAACCUAUUCAUUGCAGAUGCCUAUUAUACUGUGUAACAGUUGUUUUGGAAAUUUUAUGUAAAAUUAAAACUAUCAGUAUUUUACAGAUGUUUUAAUUAGACAUUGUUAUUAACAGGAACAGUGCAGAAACUAAAAUCAAGCCUUUAAUGUCUUAUAGACCAUGCAUUUUUGAAGUUAGUGUCCACCGGGGUCCUAUUAACUGUACAUUUGCAAGAUUUCAUUAUUUUUGCCUCUGACACUAUGGGAAAAAUCUUUCAGAAGCUGUUGGGACAGAUUCAGGCUUUUAUGUACUUGGUUACUACAGCUGUAAAAUGAAAUCUCGUCUUGUAGCCUGGAUUAUUCUUCUCAUGUUAAACCCACCAAAAUGAAGGGGCCUAAGUAGGUAAUGAUUUUCCUCGUGCAUUUGCAUACUGUGAUCAUCCUGGGCCUUUGCAAUUGUUUUACAGGGCUCUUGGGCAUUGAAUUAUUAGCAUGUAAUUGUGUAUCACUGUGGUGUUCACCUUAUUGAAGUGCGCGCUGAUGUUAAUGAGCUUCGGGCUUUGAUGCUUGUUUAGAGAUCAGCCUGGUCUUGGAUGGCAGGGGCAGAGCUAAAUAAAUGGCAGCCCCUCUCCUU